AUGAGUCUCGUGGGGGGCUUUCCCCACCACCCCGUGGUGCAUCAUGAGGGCUAUCCGUUCGCCGCCGCCGCUGCCGCAGCUGCCGCCGCCGCCGCCAGCCGCUGCAGCCACGAGGAGAACCCUUACUUCCACGGCUGGCUCAUCGGCCAUCCGGAGAUGUCGCCCCCCGACUACAGCAUGGCCCUGUCCUACAGCCCGGAAUAUGCCAGCGGCGCCGCUGGCCUGGACCACUCCCAUUACGGGGGAGUGCCGCCCGGCGCCGGGCCUCCGGGCCUGGGGGGGCCGCGCCCGGUGAAGCGCCGGGGCACCGCCAACCGCAAGGAGAGGCGCAGGACUCAGAGCAUCAACAGCGCCUUCGCCGAGCUGCGCGAGUGCAUCCCCAACGUGCCAGCAGACACGAAGCUCUCCAAGAUCAAGACGUUGCGCCUGGCCACCAGCUACAUCGCCUACCUCAUGGACCUGCUGGCCAAGGACGAUCAGAACGGCGAGGCGGAGGCCUUCAAGGCGGAGAUAAAGAAGACCGACGUGAAAGAGGAGAAGAGGAAGAAGGAGCUGAAUGAAAUCUUGAAAAGCACGGUGAGCAACAACGACAAGAAAACCAAAGGCCGGACAGGAUGGCCACAGCACGUCUGGGCCCUGGAGCUCAAGCAGUGAAGAGAAGAAGAAGGAGAGUAAGUGAGCCUGGGCUUAGGCGACACACUCAGACCCAAGACUCCUGGCAAGCCCUCGAGCUCACUCUGAGGACUUCUUGCAGUUGGAUCAUCCGGUUUAUUUAUGUGCAAUUUCCUUCCCCCUCCCUUUGCCCCCUUUGAAGCAUCUGCUCCCCACCACCCUCUCCAACAAAAAAAAAUGGAUAUUUGAAGAAAAGCAUUCCAUAUUUUAAUAUGAAGAGGACACUCCCGUGUGGUAAGGGAUCCCGUCAUUCUGUGUGUGAAAGUUCCCUCUCAGCUGUGUAGACACCAGCAUUGUCCCUCCUCACCUAUCCAACCCUUUCAGAUAAAGACAGCAGACACUAGUGUGUAUGUGAAGUGUAUCUUUAAUACUUGGCCUUUGGAUAUAAAUAUUCCUGGGAAUUAUAAAGUUUUAUUUCAAAGCAGAAAACAGGGCCCCUAACGUUUCUGUUGGGGUCAGUAUCUAGUGCUGUCUUUUCAUAUGUUGUUGCUCCCUAUCCAAAGAUGUUUCCAACAGCUACUCGUUUUGUGCACUUCCGUCCUCUAAAACUAAUGGAGUUUAAUUAAUAUUGAAGGUGUAAACAUUGUAAGUAUUCAAUAAACCACUGUGUGUUUUUUUUACAAAA
This is a messenger RNA of Jaculus jaculus (lesser Egyptian jerboa), 1297 nucleotides long. RefSeq names its product heart and neural crest derivatives expressed 2 (gene Hand2). Gene Ontology annotation, molecular function: protein dimerization activity; RNA polymerase II transcription regulatory region sequence-specific DNA binding; DNA-binding transcription factor activity, RNA polymerase II-specific. Bases 1 to 654 code for a protein of 217 amino acids. The transcript has 2 exons. The record is from RefSeq and is a predicted model, not a curated record. Lineage: Eukaryota; Metazoa; Chordata; Mammalia; Rodentia; Dipodidae. Gene Ontology annotation, biological process: heart development; regulation of transcription by RNA polymerase II.